Molecule: messenger RNA, 387 nt
Organism: Saprolegnia parasitica CBS 223.65
Lineage: Eukaryota; Oomycota; Saprolegniomycetes; Saprolegniales; Saprolegniaceae
Exons: 2
Coding region: 1-387 (128 amino acids)
Source: RefSeq, a predicted model, not a curated record
AUGUGCACGCGUCACAGCAGCAGCGCCUUGCCGGCCACGGACGACGAGCGAUGUCGCGGCGUGCUGCACACGCUCUGCGAGUACCAUCGCAGCAAAGCCAAUGCGAUCCAGAAAACGUACGCCGCCAAGCGCCGCCAGAGCCAGCGGACGCAGCGUCAGCAGCACAUCUUGGCCCAGCGCCAGCGCGAAGUCGCGUCCGGCUUGCCCGAGCCGAUUCCGUUUUCUGAGCCGCGACGCGCUACGACGACCGAUACCGCCGACAUGGCCAUCGUCGCGCUGCUCCUCUCUGAUAUCCAGCUCGAAAUGGAGCCCAUCGACGUCCAACAGCCCCCGACCCAGUGGUCCGAAGACGAAUGCAGCUUUUUAUACGAGCUCUUUUCACCGUAG